AUGCGUUUAGUCGGCGACUGGUUCGAUACGAUCCAUCCUCUAGCUCCGAUAUUACUCCGUCGCCAGUUUCUCCGACGUCUUGCUCAAGGCCUAGCUGAUGUUGAUGCCGAGUUUUGUGGACUCGUCAUCAGUGUAUGCGCAGCAACCAAAGCAACACUACCUCGUCGUGACUACGGCCCAGUGACGGUGGACUAUUGCGUCGAGUUCCUAGAUACUCACGGACUGCUCAGGAGCCAGUUUACCCGAGAUUCGUUCAACAUUACCAGAUGCAUCGCAUUGUACAAUGUGGGCACUGCCAUGACUGCUACGACAAAAUCGGGGCUUAGCAGCAUGCGCGCCUAUCACGCCUUGAGCGAAGCGGCUGCGGGGGCUCGGUACCUGGAAUAUUAUCGGAUACACGAGCACGAUGAGGCUGAACAACAGCUGCUAAGAAGACUUGUCUGGUUACUCUUUGCCAGUGCAUGCAGCGCGGAUAUCUUUGGAAGACUUCCCAUUAGUCUCCUAAGUCCAGACCGGAUCGAGAACUUUCCAAGGCCACUUCCCUUGUCAGAUGAUCAGAUGGAGCCACAAUCUCCUAAGAGUUGCCACGAGGCCCCUUGGCAUGGGGAUAGCACAACAUACGUCCCCGGGCUCAACUCAUUGAGUGACAUGUUUCUCAUCUGGCAAGAGGUUCAGCAAGUACCAAGAGAUGUUGAUCCACAAACGACCAUUGCGAGAUACUUGCAAAAGGUGCAAAAUGUUCUCAAUAAUCUUCAGCCGGAGCUGCGUUGGCGUGGCGGUUUAUCACGUCCAGCUAAUGUCACAGAAGGACACGACGUUCAAAUCGCAAAUUUAUUUAUAACAAGUCUCAAUAUUCGGUCGAACAUUCUGCAAAGAUUCGGGCCGACAAUUUCAACUGCACAGGAGCACCAAAAUAUUGUAGAUGAUCUGCUGGAGAUUCUGUACCACCUCCCACAAGCUGUCUUUGAUGCCAAUGGUAGCAGCCUCGUCCCCAAGAUUCGAGAUAUUGGGGCUGCCUACCUUGAACAGGCUCAGCUGGGGAAUGGCAUGGGUAAAGUGGAGAUAGGGGAUGCGAGGAUCAAAUUAGAGCGGUUACUUCGGAAGCUAGACGAUCUAGAUUGCUGGCAGGGAAUUGGCGUGCUUGAGAGUCCGGCUCUUGAGGGUAGAGAUAUGAUUGUACAUUAA
This is a messenger RNA of Thyridium curvatum, 1185 nucleotides long. RefSeq lists its product as uncharacterized. The record is from RefSeq and is a predicted model, not a curated record. Lineage: Eukaryota; Fungi; Ascomycota; Sordariomycetes; Thyridiales; Thyridiaceae. Bases 1 to 1185 code for a protein of 394 amino acids. The transcript is spliced from 2 exons.